AUGAGGUCUUCUCCAUCAGCGCUCCGUGCAGACCCAGCCACAGCAGCCCCGUGCAGCCCCAGCCACGGCAGCCCCGUGCAGCCCCAGCCACGGCAGCCCCGUGCAGCCCCAGCCACGGCAGCCCCGUGCAGCUCCAGCCACAGCAGCGCUCCGUGCAGACCCAGCCACAGCAGCCCCGUGCAGCCCCAGCCACCGCAGCGCUCCGUGCAGACCCAGCCACCGCAGCGCUCCGUGCAGACCCAGCCACCGCAGCGCUCCGUGCAGACCCAGCCACCGCAGCCCUGUGCAGACCCAGCCACGGCAGCCCCGUGCAGACCCAGCCACGGCAGCCCCGUGCAGACCCAGCCACCGCAGCGCUCCGUGCAGACCCAGCCACGGCAGCCCCGUGCAGACCCAGCCACCGCAGCGCUCCGUGCAGACCCAGCCACCGCAGCGCUCCGUGCAGACCCAGCCACGGCAGCCCCGUGCGGACCCAGCCACGGCAGCACCGCGCAGCUGCCAGCAGAGAGGGGCCCAUGGGCAGAUAAUGGUGCCGCAGCCACUCUAGCCUGGCGUGGGAUGAAGUCAGAACUUCUAUCCAUUGACUAUUGGUGUUGA
Messenger RNA from Pipistrellus kuhlii (Kuhl's pipistrelle), 597 nucleotides. Its product is annotated as vegetative cell wall protein gp1-like. Bases 1 to 597 code for a protein of 198 amino acids. The transcript has a single exon. The record is from RefSeq and is a predicted model, not a curated record. Lineage: Eukaryota; Metazoa; Chordata; Mammalia; Chiroptera; Vespertilionidae.